AUGCCUGUUGAUAAAUCUUGGAUGCAAUCUGGGAGGUCGUCAGAAGAUUAUUUUGUAGGAGUUGAAAGUUUUCUCAAUUAUGCAUACAACCAUGUUAAGCCGGAUGAUUCUAAGAUCUUCUGUCCUUGCUCUAAAUGCAGUAAUCGAUAUAGACAUCUGAGGUAUGAGGUACACAAGCAUCUUCUUUAUAAUGGAAUUAAACUAACUUAUACUACAUGGUAUUUGCACGGUGAGGGUGAGGAUGAGGAUAUUGAUGAAAGUGAUGAUAGUGAUGAAAGUGAUGAAAGUGAUAGUGACAAUGAUGGACAUGAUGUGGCCAGUAUGGAGCAAGACGAUGAUAUGCAUGGUUUAAUAGAAGAAGGUUGUCCACAAGAUCCAAAUGGAGAUGCGCACAAGUUUUACAAAUUGUUAGAAGAGGCAGAACAGCCAUUGUACGCUGGUUGUGAAUCAUAUUCUAAUUUGUCUUUUGUUGUGAACCUUAUGCAUAUCAAGGGUAUUGGUACUAUGAGCAAUAAAGCAUUUGGUAUGUUGCUAACAUUGUUGAAAAAUGCAUUUCCUUUUUGUGAGAAGUUACCUACAACCACUAACGGUGCAAAGAAAAUUAUUUUAGAUUUAGGUCUUCAUUAUGAUAAGAUAGAUGCAUGCAAUAAUGAUUGCAUCAUUUAUUAUAAGGAGCAUGCAAAUGCAACGCAGUGUCCUACAUGUAAGCUUUCGAGAUGGAAGAAACAAGGAAAGGGUAGCAAAAAGAAAGGUAAAAGGGUUCCAUGGAAGGUGCUUAGAUAUUUUCCACUCACACCAAGACUUCAAAGAUUAUUCAUGUCAUCCAAGACAGCUGUAGAUAUGAGAUGGCAUUUUAAGGAUCGUGUAAAAGAUGGAGUGUUGAGGCAUCCAGCAGAUUCUGAGGCUUGGAAAUCGUUUAAUCAAAUUCAUGAGUCAUUUGGUAUGGAACCUCGAAAUGUAAGACUUGGUUUGGCAACAGAUGGAUUUAACCCUUUUGGGAACAUGAAUUUGCAUUAUAGUAUUUGGCCAGUUCUUAUAUACCCAUAUAAUCUUCCUCCGUGGAUGUGCAUGAAGGAGCCUUAUGUUUUCAUGACUUUACUUAUUCCUGGACCUAAGGGUCCAUGCCAUGACAUUGAUGUAUACAUGAGGCCAUUGAUAGACGAAUUGCGAACAUUGUGGGAAAUUGGUGUUGAAACGUAUGAUAUAUAUGCAAAGCAAAAUUUUCAGAUGAGAGCUGCACUUCUUUGGACUAUCAAUGAUUAUCCAGCAUAUGCAUACAUGUCAGGUUGGAGUACGUCUGGUAAAUUGGCAUGCCCAUAUUGUGCAUCUGAUACUUCGCAUCGUCGGUUAUCUCAUGGGUCUAAAACAUGUUAUUUGGGUCAUAGAAGAUUUUUACCGUCUGACCACGUAUGGCGUAAUCAACGAAGCCAAUUUGAUAAUACAAGGGAAAUAAGACUUGCACCCAAGAGACCAUCUGGUGAUGAUGUGAUAAAUGAACUUGGUGAAUUAAGAGAAAUAACAUAUGGCAAGGAUGGGAAAAAGCAUACAAUACUUGGGUUUGGAAAAGAUCAUAAUUGGAAAAAACAUUCAAUAUUUUUCCAAUUGCCUUACUGGAAAACACUUUUGGUGCGUCACAAUUUAGAUGUCAUGCACAUUGAGAAAAAUGUAUUUGAGAAUGUGAUUGGCACAAUGAUGAGCAUUGAUGGUAAAACAAAAGAUUCUUUAAAUGCUCGUCUUGAUCUUCAAGAAAUGGGUAUAAGACACAGGUAUCAUCCAGAAGAAGGAGAUAAUGGUAAGCUCUAUUUUAUCCCAGGCGAUUAUACAUUGUCAAAUGAUGAUAACAAAGCUUUAUGUCAAUGGUUAAUGGAGUUGAAAGUUCCAGAUGGGUACUCUGGAAAUUUAUCUCGAUGUGUGAAUGCUUCAGAGCGUAAUAUUUCUGGUAUGAAAACUCAUGAUUGUCAUGUGUUCUUAGAGAGAUUACUUCCGUUUGUGGCGCGAGAUUUAUUGCCCAAAGAUGUAAGUGAGCCUUUAAUUGAAUUAUCGUACUUUUUCAAGGAAUUGUGUGCUAAAGUUUUAAGAGAAGAUGACUUGAAUCUUCUUGACAAACAAAUUGCCAUAACUCUAUGCAAGUUGGAAAAAAUAUUCCCUCCUGCUUUUUUUGACAUCAUGAUUCACCUAACUUGCCACUUGGCAUGGGAGGCAAAAGUGGCCGGUCCAGUACAAUUCAGGUGGAUGUAUCCUGUGGAAAGGUAUUUGCAUAAGCUAAAGACUUAUGUUCGUAAUAAGGCUCAUCCAGAAGGGUCUAUUGCCGAAGGUGUCUUGGGAGAUGAGUGUUUAAUAUUUUGCUCUCGCUAUUUGCAUCGAGUUGAAACUAAGUUUAAUAAAAGAGAUAGAAAUGACGAUGGAGGUCAACCGUCAUAUGAUGCAUCUCCGUUAUCUAUUUUCUCAACACCUGGUCGAGCUUUUGGGAAAGGUGUACUUAGAGAGAUGAGCAUCGAACUUCAUAAGGCUGCCACUCAUUAUGUCCUGCAAAAUUGUGAUGAAGCUUUUCCAUUUGUCCAAGAACAUAAGAACGUUCUAAUCCAGUCUAGUGUUGAUAAUGUGGAGGAGUCACAUAGGCUUCAAUUUUCAAACUGGAUUUCUAAAAGGGUCACAGAACUAUACAACGAUGGUAAAGUUAGUAAGCAAAUGCUUUCUUUGGCUCGAGGUCCUGAAAGGCGAGUAACUUAUUAUCCUGGUUAUUAUAUUAGUGGUUUUAGAUUUCAUACAUUGCAGCGUGAUGAGAAUAAAAAAACACAAAAUAGUGGAGUUAUGGUUAAGGGGGAGAAUCAGAUUGACGAUGUGCCUUGGUAUGGAACCUUAGUAGAUAUUGUUGAACUCCGUUACACAAAAGGAAAUAGAGUUGUAUUGUUCAAUUGUGAUUGGUAUGACAUGGCACGAAAAGGAACAGGUUACAAGAUAGAUCGUUAUGGAAUAAUCACUGUUAAUACAACACGCAAGCUAAAUACUCAAGAGCCAUUCGUACUAGCAAGCCAAGCAACCCAAGUUUUUUAUGUGAAGGGGGUUAGAAAUAAAAUUUGGAGUUUUGUCGUGGAAACAAAUCCAAGAAAUGCUUAUGAGACGACUAAUGAUGAGAUUGAGCCAUACCAAGAAGCAGAGACUCAAAUUCAAAGCAUGCAUGCCAUCCAAAAUGAUGUUGAAGACAAUGAAAUUGAUUGA
Molecule: messenger RNA, 3219 nt
Organism: Prunus armeniaca (apricot)
Lineage: Eukaryota; Viridiplantae; Streptophyta; Magnoliopsida; Rosales; Rosaceae
Source: the annotation of a GenBank genome assembly